Molecule: messenger RNA, 2906 nt
Organism: Alosa sapidissima (American shad)
Lineage: Eukaryota; Metazoa; Chordata; Actinopteri; Clupeiformes; Clupeidae
Gene: rnf122
Product: ring finger protein 122
Exons: 6
Coding region: 475-948 (157 amino acids)
Source: RefSeq, a predicted model, not a curated record
AACAGCAUGGUCUACACUCCUCAAUGGAAAUCAGGAUUGCUGUAAUGUAACUGCCAUCGUAGCUGUCAUAUCAGCGAUCAUACAGAGAGCUGCCUGACACCUCAAACAAAUGGAUACGCAGGGGAAACGCGACCAUCUCACGAGUUUAUUUUCAUAGUCAUGUGCCACCGUGUAAACAAUAACGUUGUUACCACGUCCCUUGUGGAGCACAACUUAAAGCUAACGGUAGCUCGGUUGUGUGGAAAGCGCGUAUUUGGAAAAGGCUACUUGAAUAUAAUAGCGCACUGUUUAUGAUUUUAGUGUUAGGCGUGUAGAGUAGGCUAUAUGAAAGGUCGUGUUUAUUCGUUCGCUCGGCGAUUUUUGUCGUGAUAACGGAAGAUAUUAAUAGGUCUGACAAAGGGCAUUGGGCUCUUUGUUUAUAAACAUCCCUCUUCCGUCCAGACCCGAACCGAGCCGAGCCUGCUUGCUCCAUUGAUGCACUCUUUCCAGUGGUGUAACGGUUGUUUUUGUGGUCUAGGCCUGAUCUACUCCAACAGAACCUGCACCAUGACAUCACCACCCAUCACCUUCCACGACCUGCCACUCAACAUCUACAUGGUGAUCUUCGGCACGGGCAUCUUUGUCUUCGUCCUCAGCCUCAUCUUCUGCUGCUACUUCAUCAGCAAACUAAGGCACCAGGCACAGAGUGAGAGGUUUGGCUACAAGGAGGUUAUUUUGAAAGGUGACAGUAAGAAGCUGAGUCUACACGGGCAGACGUGUGCCGUGUGUCUAGAAGAUUUUAAGGUGAAGGAUGAACUGGGGGUGUUGCCAUGCCAACAUGCCUUUCACAGGAAGUGCCUAGUGAAGUGGCUGGAGGUUCGCUGUGUGUGUCCCAUGUGCAACAAGCCUAUCGCCGGCCCCCCAGAGCAGCAUCAGAGCAUUGGCACCCUGCUGGACGAGCUGGUGUAGCCACGGAAACAGCCGGACGCCGCCGGAAACUGCCGGAAAGAGACUGAGCAACAACACACAGGCAUCACCACAUGCCACGCCUGACCUGGUGCAUCUUUUUGCCAGGGAGGGGGCCGCACUGUACAUGGGGCUGGGCCAGACAAGACCCAGGCCUCCUCAGCCCCCACACCCUCUCCCCCCACCCCACUGUGGCCCCCACCAGAGUGAACCUCCUCAGCCCCCCCACCCCCGCCCCACCCCUCCCAAUGAGGCACCUCCCCACCCCAUGGCCCGGCCCACUGUGGCCCCCACCAGAGAGAGACUCCUCAGCCCCCCAUCGCCCCUUGCCUCCAGCACUACAGCCUCUUAUGGAUGGGGAGAGCAGGAGUGUGUGUGUGUGUGUGUGGGGGGGGGGGGGGGGGCACAGACUAUGACCAGCAGCCCACCAGAGACUGACCAGGGCUUUCUAAGAUGACAUAUCUGCUCCGUGUGUUUGCCAGGACUAUGAGAGGUUGGGGCUGUCGGACACCAGAGUGUAUAUGGGGUCCCUGCACCCAUGGCAGAGAGACAGAGGGAGAGACCGAGAGAGAGAGAGACACAGAGAGAGAGAGAGAGAGAGAGAGAGAGAGAGGGAGAACAGAGAGAGAGAGAGAGAGAUUGGAUAAAAUAAUUAUUCUGUAGUUCUCCCAGCUAAUGGUUCACAGCCACUAAAUGUACUUGCCUUUUCAUGUGUCAUUUCAUACCAGAAGUGUUUGUAGUCGCCUCUUUUAACCCUGUGUACGAGAAUACAGUCAUUUCACACCAGAAGUGUUUGUAGUCGCCUCUGGUAGUCCUGUGUACGAGAAUGUUCCCCAGGUAGAGGAACAGCAUUGUUUUGUUGAAGUAUUGUGUUUGACCGUAACUUCACUUUCAUGUAAUCUGUAAUCUUUUUUAAGCAUCUGUUUAAAACACAGACACACACACACACACAGACACACUGUUUACAGACAUGUCCUCUAUGCUAUAUGCAGAUCUUUGUCAAGUGGAUGUCGGACCCUCUGGGUGAUUCAGAUAUGAUGCUUACAUGCAGACAUUAUGCGGACACGACAUUAUGUGUCACACCAUUAUGUGUGAACGACACCGACACACAUGAACCUCUGCGUGGCUGAACAGGUUGAACGUGGUUGAACACGCAUACAUAAUCUCCACAUGCUCUUUACUUCGUUCAGACAUGAGCUCAUUUACAUAACGUCCGUCGGAAAUACUAGGAGGGGAGUAGUGUAAGAGCCGCCUAAUUUCGGAGUACCAAAUGUCGGGAUAUGUUGUUCAGAUAUACGGACAUGCGGACUUACACCUAUGUCUGAAACCAGCUACACACACACACACACACACACACACACACACACACACACACACACACUGAUGCUGUAUUCACUACUUCCAGGGGUUUGUUAUAGGAGUAUCGGAUGCAUGUACACAUGUGCUGUAUCCACUCCCCCACCCUUCACUAGCACCAGGCCAUUAGACACAUCCACAGGGUUUCUUGGUAGACGUCUGACGUCUGAGUAGAAAUGUGAUAGCACUUUAACCUCACACACUGCCAUAGCUGCUGUGUCUGAGCACACAUCUUGAGCUGCCACUCAAACACACACACACACACACCAACACACACACACACAUCAACACACACACACACACACACACACACAAACACACAAACAAGCAACACACACACACAAACACACACACACACAAUGCCACAGCUGGUGUGCCUGAGCAGACAUCUUGAACUAUCACACACACACAAACACACACACACACACACACCACCUGGAGAUGUUCAUGCUGCCACAUAUAGCACAUUCUGCAUAGGCUCCUACUGGACAGGUUCACACACACCGAUGAUUAGUUGAUCUCCAUGUGCUCUCGACUCCACCUAUUGUGAUUGUUGGUUGAUAGGUUCUUAUACAGUGUAUGUUCAAUAAAGGGAUUGACCAGCA